GCUACCAAUUGCUUGCUAUAACUACAACGAGAUUGUAAAUAUUUACCACGGAAAUUCCAUUAAAAACUCGAAAUAUUAUAAAAAAGAUUUGGAGUUUUCCGGGGCCCGAAGAAAGCGCCGUUUUCCUUUCCCUCAAAAAACCGCACACGGAGCGCUCUCCCCACCCGGCGUUCGUCGCGCACGAUACGCUAAAAUAAAAUUCGAAUUCGAAGGAACGGCGACGGCCAGGCCAAGAGGAGUCGCGAAACAUUUCAAAUCUAGCGUUUCGAGAUCGAAGACUGUGGUGUUCAGUGAUUGUGGUUUUUUGCGCCGAUAGCGAUCGUAACAGUAGAGAGAAAGAUGUCGAAGAAAAACGGGAAUCCCGCUGCCGCCGCGCUUCUUCAGGGGGCUGAAAAGCCUAUAAUUGCCCAAUUAGACCAGAAAAAGGGUGGUGUAAACACAGUAAUAAUGACUAAUUUUAAAUGUGACCAAAAUCAAGUCCCCACUCAAUCGGCGAACGGGUCCACCGUACCUUUGGUGGGUACGCAGAAACCAGACACAGAAGUCGGGGAGUACGAUCCGUUCCAGCACCGGAGCCUGCCGCAUCCUACAUCGGACAUGGAUACGCUAGUCCAUUUGCUGAAAGGUAGCCUGGGCUCGGGGAUCCUCGCCAUGCCGUUGGCCUUCCAUCACGCCGGCCUGUUUUUCGGUUUGGCGUGCACGUUCGCGAUCGGUCUGAUCUGCACCUAUUGCGUCCAUCUGCUGGUGAAAACGGCCCACGAGCUGUACAGGAGACAGCGCGUCCCGUCGUUGGGCUACGCCGAGGUGGCCGAGGCGGCGUUCCUCAGCGGCCCCAAGGCCUUCCAUCCAUGGGCGAAGUUCGCCAAGGCGAUGAUUAAUUUCUUCUUGGUGGCGGAUCUUUUAGGCUGCUGCUGCGUGUACGUGGUGUUCGUGGCGAAGAACGUCAAGCAAGUGGUCGACGUGUACGCGCCGGUCGAUUACCAUUACGAUAUAAGGAUAUACAUGGCGUUGCUGUUGCCCGUUCUAAUUCUCAUUAAUCUUAUCAGAAAUUUGAAAUAUCUGUCUCCGUUGUCUAUGCUAGCUAAUAUUCUGGUAGCUGUCGGUUUGGGUAUUACGUUCUACUACAUUUUCACCGAUCUUCCUUCGAUUCACUCCAGGCCGUAUUUCGCCAACGUUGCCACUCUUCCUUCGUUCUUCGGUACCGCCAUAUUCGCAUUGGAAGGUAUCGGCGUAGUCAUGCCUUUGGAAAAUAACAUGAAAACGCCGCAACAUUUUAUCGGUUGUCCCGGGGUACUGAACACCGGGAUGUUUUGUGUAAUAAUGCUUUAUGCUUCAGUUGGAUUCUUUGGAUAUCUCAAAUACGGCAAAGAUGUUGAAUUGGGAAGCAUUACAUUGAAUCUGCCCGAUGUACCAUUGGCCCAAACGGUAAAAAUCAUGAUUGCCGUAGCAGUUUUCUUCACGUACGCGUUGCAAUUUUACGUUCCGAUGGAAAUAAUCUGGAAGGCGGUAAAGAAUAACUUUGAGAGGAAAACGUUGGCAGAAUACAGCAUUCGAGUCGGUUUGGUCAUUUUGACCGUCGUAUUCGCCAUACUGAUCCCGAAUUUGGGUGGUUUCAUUUCGCUCGUCGGUGCUGUUUGUCUAUCAAUGUUGGGUCUCAUUUUUCCAUCUAUUAUAGAAUUAGUGACGUUUUACGAAGACCCAGGCUUGGGCAGGUUCAAUUGGCGUUUAUGGAAGAACCUUUUCCUCAUAGGUUUUGGUUUGCUGGGUUUCGUAACGGGGACGUAUGUCAGCAUACAAGAGAUCAUCCACGGUUGAGACCCUCCAAUACGUUCAGUAUUUCUAGAGCUACCCUUGCGGGGAGAGUCUCUAUAAAGAGGGUUUUGCUUUACCGGCUGGAACCCGGUCGUUCCUUCAAACAUCAAAAUAAUAACAAAAAAAAAUACUCUGGGGCAAGGAACAUUUACGCUAUUGGGCGACAGUCGGUGACCUUUUUGGGGGGUUUAUAGGAAAAUGCCAUUAUAUAGAAAUCAUUCCAAGUAUUGGUUUUGUGAUACAGUUAGUGUUAUAUACUUUACCAGGGAAAAAACUAAUACCAUUUCAUUUCAAUAAUCGCUGUUAAAAAAAUAUUCAUUUUAAUUGUUUAAUUUCAUAAGUGGUAACUUUUAAUUCGUUAAAAUCAACCAGUGUUAGUUAGAAUGUUAGAAACUUGUAACUGUUUUUUUAAUAAAUUUAACAAUUCCUUUUAAUACUUUAGGCUAUUUGCGUAACUAUUAGCGUAGUUAGUUUAUUAAUUUUGAUAAAUAAAAACACGAGCCAAUUUAAAACAUAAACUUGACAAAACAUUCUCUCGGUUAAUUUUAUUUUACGAGUAUGUAGAAAACUGAUUACAAAUCGACUCCCUGCCGAAAUAUUUAUCCGAGCAAUCGUUAUAAAGGGGUAUUGAAAUGAAUUUUAAUUCGUGGAACGUGAUAAACACUAAUUAUUGGCGUUGAAAUGCAGGAAACGUGUCGAUUCGAGUUGAAACGGUCAAGAACUUGUUCGUUUCAAUUGGAAUCGACAUGUGUAUGAAGGACUUUAGAAAUGCUGUGCCGUUGACUACAGUAAAAACUGUGAUUACAGAUGUAAAAAUUUUUUAAUGGGAGGACUAUUAGUUUCUUAUAAAAGCAAACCAUUUCCGAAAAAUCCAUCGUUUCAUUUCUCGACGUACAUUUUUUAUAGUGAGAAUAUUUAUAUUUGAAUAUUGUGAUUAUUUAGUUUAAUUUAAGCUCAAAUUUAUAGUGUCAUUUAGUAAGUGUUCAUUUCUUUCCAUAACCGCCGAUGAACAUAGUUUGACUGUAGAUUUACUUUUAUGCCAGUCACUAAGUUUUAAUAAAGUAUAGCGCACAACUUGCAAUAUUUGAACAACUAAUACAAGUAGUGACAUGCAUAAAAAGUAUUAAUUUUGUCGUAGGAAAAUCAUUUUAAUCGUACAUUUUGGACUUUAAACUAAUAUUGAUAGUAAUCUCUGAGAAUUUUUCUACUUCAAAAUUCCUACAAUUAUUUAUUUAAUAAAUUUAGACUAAUGGGUUGCAAGAAAUGGAUUUUUCUUAUUUAAACUAUUCAACAUACAAAUUGCAAUAAAUUAGUAUUUUUCGAAUUAAUUUAGCCAAAACGAGGAAAGCAUUUCUUGCAAAUUUCUCAUUUAGCUUUUAAGAUUGAAUAUUUAGUAACUAGUCAAAAAUAUUACCGAAUUAUACAAAAAAAAUUGAAUUACUAUUAGACCUAUUAAAUUUUUAGACUUACAUUUUUCGUUAGAGAAAGCGUAGAGACAAUAAUUCGGUAAUAAUUAAUUUUUUAAACGUACUUCUUAUAUUUCAGUAGAAGUUUUGAACACUAACACAAGUGAACACAGUAAGAAAAACAGUAUUUAUAGUUCCAAAGGAACUGUGUGACUUGGUGCCUUAAUACCUGAAUCUGGAUUUAUAUUUCCAGACGAUGGAUAACGAAGUUGAAUAAACAGGGUUCGGUUACAAAAAAAAAGGAGAGAAUAUUUUAUAUGUUCCUAAAAGCAUACAGAUCAUUUUAAAUUACUCCCUUUUAUUUCACUAUAGUUUUACAUUGUAUUGUAGUAUGAAAAUGAUCUGUACGUUUUCUUUUUUUGGUAUAAAUAUAUUUCGAUUAAUCGGUUCGGAAUUCUUUAAUAAAAAUCGAAAUAUGUCAAUUGCCUGAGGUAUAAAAAUGAGCAGAAUUCAUGUGCCAAGUAUGUAUUACCAAAUUAACUUAGUUUUAUACAUUUUUUUAGUAUUAUUUUAAACUUUGUGCAUGAAUUUGGUAAGUUUUCGGAAGUAAGUCAGUAGUUCCCGAAAAAAACUUUUGUUAAAUAAUUUAUGUGACUUGUUUGAAAAGAACAGAUAAAAAGCAAAAUAAAAAUAUUUAUGACUUUUAUGUACGUUUUAUAUUUACCUAAGUUAAAAGAAAAAUUAUUUGUUACGAACUAAUCACAGUAAAAAAAAUAGACUUAAAUUAUACUUUAAAUGAGUAACAUGUUCCAUGUUCAAAGAGAGACAA
Molecule: messenger RNA, 4047 nt
Organism: Phyllotreta striolata
Lineage: Eukaryota; Metazoa; Arthropoda; Insecta; Coleoptera; Chrysomelidae
Source: the annotation of a GenBank genome assembly